Sinocyclocheilus anshuiensis is the source of this 2731-nucleotide messenger RNA. Its product is annotated as glutamate receptor ionotropic, NMDA 1-like. Lineage: Eukaryota; Metazoa; Chordata; Actinopteri; Cypriniformes; Cyprinidae. Gene Ontology annotation, cellular component: membrane. Gene Ontology annotation, biological process: monoatomic ion transport. The record is from RefSeq and is a predicted model, not a curated record. The transcript has 19 exons. Gene Ontology annotation, molecular function: ligand-gated monoatomic ion channel activity; signaling receptor activity. The coding region runs from base 224 to 2731 and encodes 835 amino acids.
GCAUCAUUUUCCACAAAGGCGUGUUGACAUGGUUCUUGAAUAUGAACGGGUUUCAAGAGCGGACUCAAUGAGUGAAACCCAUUCCUCUGCGGACUAGACUGAGGUGAUCGCAUUCCAGUGCUGCUGGAGAGGACGCAGUGACAGCGGAUCUGUCUAAUCACCGGACAUCGACACGCAUCCACCACGGGGCACUCAGCUUGACUCCUCUGCUAUCCAGGGCAAAAUGCGUCUGGUUCUGUUCGCCUUCCUCAUCUCGUGCUCCUGUGCGAGAGGCGGAUGCGAACCCAAGACUGUGAAUAUCGGGGCUGUCCUGAGCCAGAAGAGAUAUGAACAAGUGUUCAAAGACGCUGUCACCCAAGCCAACAACAUAUACGGCAAAGAUAAGUUCAAGAUGAACGCUAUUUCUGUCACCCAUAAGCCAAACGCCAUCCAGAUGGCACUCUCCGUGUGUGAGGAUCUCAUCUCUAACCAGGUGUAUGCGAUCUUGGUGAGCCACCCACCCCAGUCCAACGACCAUCUGACUCCCACUCCAGUGUCCUACACAGCUGGUUUUUACCGUAUCCCUGUAGUGGGCCUCACCACCCGCAUGUCCAUCUACUCCGAUAAGAGCAUCCACCUCUCCUUCCUGCGCACGGUGCCACCCUAUUCCCACCAAGCCCAAGUGUGGUUUGACAUGAUGCGUGAGUUCCAGUGGAAUCACAUCAUCCUGAUUGUGAGUGAUGACCACGAGGGCAGAGCGGCACAAAAAAGACUAGAAACCCUGCUGGAGGAGAGGGAGACGAAGAGUAAAAACAGGAACUAUGAAAACCUCGACCAACUGUCCUUUGACAACAAGCGAGGACCCAAGGCAGAGAAAGUGCUCCUGUUCAGCCAAGACACAAAUCUGACGGCUCUGCUCCAGGAAGCCAAAGAGCUAGAGGCCCGAGUUAUCAUCCUUUCUGCAAGUGAAGACGAAGCCGCAGCCAUUUACAAAGCGGCACGCCAGCUCAAUAUGACAGGCCCUGGUUAUGUGUGGCUGGUUGGAGAAAGGGAGAUGUCUGGUAAAGCACUGAGUGAAGCCCCAGAUGGUUUGCUCGGCCUUCAGCUUAUCAAUGGCAAGAACGAGUCUGCACACAUCUACGAUGCCGUGGCUGUGGUGGCCCAGUCCAUUCAGGAGCUCUUUGAGAAGGAGAAUAUCACAGAGCCUCCUCGAGGCUGUGUUGGCAAUACAAACAUCUGGAAGACUGGCCCACUCUUCAAACGAGUGCUGAUGUCAUCCAAGUAUCCAGAUGGCCUGACAGGCCGCGUGGAGUUUAAUGAUGACGGAGACAGGAGGUUCGCCCACUACAGCAUUCUGAACUACCAGAAAACCCGGCUGGUGCAAGUGGGCGUCUACAAUGGCUCGCAAGUUGUAAUGAACACUCAGAGGAAGAUUAUUUGGCCAGGAGGAGAGACUGAAAAGCCAAAAGGGUAUCAAAUGUCAACAAGAUUGAAGAUUGUCACCAUUCAUCAAGAGCCCUUUGUCUAUGUGAAACCAACACUACGAGAUGGAACAUGUAAGGAAGAGCACACUGUAAAUGGAGUCCUGAUCAAAAAAGUGAUCUGCACUGGCCCUAAUGAGACCAUUCCAGGUCGCCCCAUAGUGCCUCAGUGCUGCUAUGGGUUCUGCAUUGACCUUUUGAUCAAACUUGCAAUGACAAUGAACUUCACCUAUGAAGUGCAUCUAGUGGCUGAUGGCAAAUUUGGCACUCAGGAGCGUGUAAAUAACAGCAACAAGAAGGAGUGGAAUGGCAUGAUGGGAGAGCUCCUGAGUGGCUUGGCAGACAUGAUUGUGGCUCCACUUACAAUCAACAAUGAACGAGCCCAGUAUAUAGAGUUCUCGAAACCGUUCAAGUACCAGGGGCUCACAAUACUUGUCAAAAAGGAAAUACCACGCAGUACGCUGGACUCGUUCAUGCAGCCUUUUCAGAGCACUCUGUGGUUACUGGUGGGUCUAUCGGUCCAUGUUGUGGCGGUGAUGCUCUACCUAUUAGACCGUUUCAGCCCGUUUGGAAGGUUUAAAGUAAAUAGUGAAGAGGAAGAAGAAGAUGCCCUCACCUUAUCCUCUGCUAUGUGGUUCUCCUGGGGUGUACUUCUGAACUCCGGCAUUGGAGAAGGUGCCCCUCGGAGCUUUUCAGCAAGGAUUUUAGGUAUGGUGUGGGCUGGUUUUGCUAUGAUUAUAGUUGCAUCUUAUACUGCCAAUUUGGCAGCCUUCCUAGUGCUGGAUCGGCCUGAGGAGCGCAUUACCGGCAUCAACGACCCUAGGCUGCGAAACCCAUCAGACUGUUUCAUCUACGCCACAGUGAAGCAGAGCUCUGUGGACAUUUACUUCCGGCGCCAAGUUGAGCUAAGCACCAUGUACCGCCACAUGGAAAAGCACAACUACGAGAGCGCUGCUGAAGCCAUCCAGGCCGUGCGAGACAACAAACUCCACGCGUUUAUAUGGGAUUCAGCAGUGUUGGAGUUUGAGGCCUCGCAGAAAUGUGACCUGGUCACCACAGGCGAGCUGUUUUUCCGCUCUGGAUUCGGUAUCGGGAUGCGUAAAGACAGCCCAUGGAAGCAAAAUGUCUCACUGGCCAUCCUCAGUUCCCAUGAGAAUGGCUUCAUGGAGGACUUGGAUAAAACCUGGGUCCGUUAUCAGGAGUGUGACUCCAGAAGCAAUGCACCAGCCACGCUUACUUUCGAAAAUAACUGGUUUGUCCAAGUCAUGUGA